This is a messenger RNA of Scleropages formosus (Asian bonytongue), 3587 nucleotides long. It is a transcript of the gene pde4d, whose product is annotated as phosphodiesterase 4D, cAMP-specific. Bases 385 to 2481 code for a protein of 698 amino acids. The transcript is spliced from 15 exons. Gene Ontology annotation, molecular function: 3',5'-cyclic-nucleotide phosphodiesterase activity. The record is from RefSeq and is a predicted model, not a curated record. NCBI's taxonomy places the organism in Eukaryota, Metazoa, Chordata, Actinopteri, Osteoglossiformes, Osteoglossidae. Gene Ontology annotation, biological process: signal transduction.
CGCCUUUCCAGUCGCUAACUCCCGACUGAGCGAGCUGCAGUGAGCGAUCAGUGGGACCUGCUGGGUCCCCACACACACUCGCGCGCAGGCAGACACACACGCGCGCGAAAACCAGCACAAGGUGUCGGAUGCGGAGCUGCCGUGCCGGCGGAGACCUGCGCUUUCCUCGGGUUGCGUGGCCCCGGCCUGCCCACCCGGCACCCGGGGGCACAUUCCUUGUUCACAGCAGCUUGUGGAAGCAGCAGAGAUCACACAUACACACACAGAGCGCUAGCAGAGCACUGCUGGUGCCUGGAUGGUAGCUGUGGCAGGCACAGACGCCGUGGCAUGCAGAUCCGAGUAGGAGCCAGCGAGGAUUAACAAGGGGCCGACAGCAUCUUCAGCAUGAGUAUCGUAAUGAAGCCACGGUCCCGCUCCACAAGCUCCUUGCGGAACAUGGAAGGGAUCUGCUUCGACGUGGACAAUGGUACGUCCUCGGGCCGCAGCCCCCUGGACCCCAUGGCCAGUCCGGGCUCCGGGCUCAUCCUCCAGGCGAACUUUGUGCACAGCCAGCGGCGGGAAUCUUUCCUGUACCGCUCCGACAGUGACUACGAGCUGUCACCCAAGUCCAUGUCCAGGAACUCCUCCAUUGCCAGUGACAUACAUGGAGACGACAUGAUUGUAACACCAUUUGCACAGGUGCUGGCUAGUCUAAGGACGGUGCGCAAUAAUUUUGCUGCAUUAACCAACUUGCAGCAAGACAGAGCCUCCAGCAAGCGAUCACCCAUGUGUAACCAGCCCCCCAUCACCAAGACCACCUUCACAGAGGAGGCCUACCAGAAGCUGGCCACAGAGACACUGGAAGAGCUCGACUGGUGUCUGGACCAGCUGGAAACGCUGCAGACCAGGCACUCAGUCAGCGAGAUGGCUUCCAACAAGUUCAAGAGGAUGCUGAACCGAGAGCUAACUCACCUGUCGGAAAUGAGCCGAUCGGGAAACCAGGUGUCUGAAUUCAUAUCCAACACAUUUUUAGACAAACAGCAUGAGGUGGAGAUGCCCUCUCCGCAGACGCAGAAGGACAAGGAAAAAAAGAAGAGGCCAAUGUCUCAGAUCAGCGGGGUGAAGAAGCUGAUGCACAGCUCCAGCCUGACCAACUCCAACAUCCCACGCUUUGGUGUGAAGACAGAGGCCGAGGACUCGCUGGCCAAGGAACUAGAAGAUGUGAACAAAUGGGGCCUUAAUGUUUUCAAAGUCAGCGAGUUCUCCGGGAACAGGCCUUUAACAGUUUUAAUGUACACAAUCUUCCAGGAAAGGGACUUAUUAAAAACAUUUAAAAUUCCAUUAGAUACCUUUAUAACCUACUUGAUGACCUUAGAAGAUCAUUACCAUGGAGACGUUGCAUAUCACAACAAUAUUCACGCUGCUGACGUCACGCAGUCCACCCAUGUGCUGCUAUCCACCCCUGCUUUAGAGGCUGUGUUUACCGACCUAGAGAUCCUAGCUGCCAUUUUUGCCAGUGCUAUUCAUGAUGUGGACCACCCAGGGGUCUCCAACCAGUUCCUCAUCAACACCAACUCUGAGCUGGCUCUCAUGUACAAUGACUCGUCCGUGUUGGAGAACCAUCACCUGGCGGUGGGCUUCAAGCUGCUUCAGGAGGAGAACUGUGACAUCUUCCAGAACCUGACCAAAAAGCAGAGACAAUUAUUGCGCAAGAUGGUCAUAGACAUUGUCCUUGCCACUGACAUGUCAAAACACAUGAACCUCCUGGCUGACCUUAAGACUAUGGUGGAGACGAAGAAGGUGACCAGUUCUGGGGUCCUGCUCCUAGACAACUAUUCAGACAGGAUUCAGGUUCUGCAAAAUAUGGUCCACUGCGCUGACUUGAGCAACCCUACCAAGCCCCUGCAGCUGUACCGGCAGUGGACGGACCGCAUCAUGGAGGAGUUUUUCAGCCAAGGUGACCGCGAGCGGGAGCGGGGCAUGGAGAUUAGCCCCAUGUGCGACAAGCACACAGCGUCCGUGGAGAAAUCCCAGGUGGGCUUCAUAGACUACAUAGUGCAUCCGCUGUGGGAAACAUGGGCAGACUUGGUGCACCCCGACGCACAGGACAUCCUGGAUGCGCUCGAGGACAACCGUGAGUGGUACCAGAGCACCAUCCCACAGAGCCCCUCGCCUGCCCCUGACGAACCCCUGGAGGGACGUCCAGGAGGGGCUGACAAGUUCCAGUUCGAGUUGACGCUAGAGGAGGACGGCGAGUCAGACACGGAGAAAGACAGUGGCAGCCAGGCUGAGGAGGAUGAGGAAGAUGAAGAGGAGGAGGAGGAAGACAAUAGUUGCAGCGACUCUAAGACGCUUUGCACUCAGGACUCAGAGUCCACUGAGGUCCCCUUGGAUGAACAGGUGGGGGACGAGGAGGAGGUGGAGGAAGGAGCCUCCUCUGAGCCUUGCGUUGUGGAGGAGGAGAAGGAACAAGAGGAAGAGGGAAAGCCCGAGGACACAUAACAGUGCCGAUUGAUGGCAUCUGGAACUUUAAUAUUUAAUAACAAAUAGAUAAUAUUUAUAAUUAUAGACUUUCUUUUUUGUUCAAUUUCUUUGUUUUGGUUUUUUUUUUCCAUAAGAGUUCCAAAGCGCACGUUGCACUCCACAACCCUGACCAUACCUCACCUCCAUUUGCUCAUGUCAGCUUGCUGGUACUGCUACAAAUUUGCACUCAGGACUAUCUCCUCAGUUCCUUUGGGUUGUAGGUCUGUCAGUUCUUUGUUUCUUUGCUCUGGAUGGCUAAAUGGCAUCUGAAUGGCUUUUUUUUCCCUCCACACCCCGAAAUUUCCUUCACAAACAAUCUGGAUAAAAUUCUUGGAUUUGGAUUACAACACAUCUGAGAAGGAUGGAUGGAAAAUGCUUUUCUGAGGGGAUAUGGGAUGGGGCGGAGGCAGGGUGAUGUUGCUCUUGAGUCUGAGCAGAACACUAGUCUUUAACUGUGGUCAGAGUGGCAUCUUCCAAAGACACUGUGAAGGAGUCUCUGACAGACAGGGUGGGGGGGGUUACGUCUUCCUUGAAACACGACUGAGAAGGCCGAAAUCCGUUACAGUGGCGAAGAUAUUCUGUGCUCUUGAGUUUUUGUGUAAUAUGUGCAUUUGUUAUUUUUUGUAGAUUUUAAUUUUAUUACAAAAUACAUAUUAGACUUGGAAGAACAUUACAGUAUAUGCUUCAUCUACCAUUGCUCUUUCCGUUCUGAGACGAGUAACUUGCAAGUGUGCUCUAUGACUUUCUGGGAGGAGUUUGCACUGUGUGGACCUUAAUCGCUCCUAGGCAAAGCUCAUAACUCACAAUGUUCAGCAUUUUCAUAAUACAUAUAAUAAUCUGAUUUGUCUUUAGCCAUUGUUUUUGGGCGAAAGUAAUGCAUUCUCAAGCUAACAUCAAGCCGCUUCAAUCACCUGUUUAAUUUCCUCUGGUGUUGGCCUUAGACUUUGAAGACUUAAAGUUUAAAUAAGUCACUGUUGCCUACACUAUAUGUGAGCACAUUUUAUUUAUUUUUAAAGAUGCCAUGCCAACAUUACAGAUUUUUUUUUUUUUUUUGGUAUGUCAUCAGUUUCUCUUCAUACCAUGAU